AUGGUCACGGAUGCGGAGCCGAUAGAGAGGAAAUCGAGCACGGCCUAUAUAUCACACAAGCGAUCAACAACUUCGUUGCCGAUAAUUUAUCUUUUUUAUUUCAUUUCCGGGGUUCACGUACGGGCAGCCAACAGCAGGAACUGUGAAGAAGAGCAGGUAGGAUUGGGGACAAAUUCGAGAGAGCACUCGAGAGCUUUGACUCUCUGUUAUCAGCGCUAUCCUUGUUUCCACCCGCUGGAUCCGAAGAUUUUGAGGCACAACAGGACGGCAUCCCGAAAGCUGUCUGAUGAGAGGACAGGACAAUAUAGCGAAGAAGAGAGCGAAAGAAAGGAUUUAAAUAUCAACCUGGCAAUUAAUCGGGGUUUUGGUCAACUCCCCAUGCGUGGUUUUCGCGGAAUUUCGAUUGAAUAUGACAGCAGUCGCAGCAAAAUAAGCUCUGGGCAAACGAAUUACUCGCUACGUUUCACCAAGGACAAGGCUGCAGAACCCGGAAGCAGCGAGGUGGCUAUUCUUAUAAAGCAGCGAAAAUACCUCAAAGACUGGAAUCUCAGGGAGCUUCCCCUUGACCGAGGCGGGAUAUUUAGCCAAGAUUUUGACUCCAUCUCAUGUGAUUCGCGAAGAGGGGCCGCUGCUCAUGUCAAACAUCGACGUGUCAAAAUCCUAACUCCGUGCUAUACGAUCAUAUCCACAGAGCUCUCUCGACAAGUACUGUACAUUAUGGCGAGCAAACCUCGUCGUCACAACUUCCCCAACAAGGCGCGAGCCUUACUUGAUACCCUAACCAAGUAUGCACCGAAGUGGAUGGUUAAGGGGUUCUGCAAUCCAGUACUCCGUAAUCCUCACAUUUACAUCAUGGGACUUGAAGGGCAAGGACAAAGCUACGGUUACUAUGUAUAA
Molecule: messenger RNA, 897 nt
Organism: Coccidioides immitis RS
Lineage: Eukaryota; Fungi; Ascomycota; Eurotiomycetes; Onygenales; Onygenaceae
Exons: 3
Coding region: 1-897 (298 amino acids)
Source: RefSeq, a predicted model, not a curated record